AUGCACACAUACGCACGCACAUACAUACAUACAUGCAACCAACAGGUCGCCAUUGACGCCUGGACUGUCCGUCGCGGCGAAAUCUCGGGCAUAAGGCCUUCCCUUUCUGCCGCUGCCUUCCCUGGAGUGCCCUCCGGCAACCCGCCCUCGGUUAUUGUUAGUUAUACCAUCAACGGUACCUACAACCGCCCGGGAUACCAUUUCGGCUACGCCAACUGGGACUCCCCAGUGUGGCGAUCCACCGGGCUCUACGCGCUGCCGGGCCAGGCCAUCACCGUUACCUUGUCGACCUUGAGUGCCGUGGGGAGGGGGCUGCAAGUGCAGAUCGGUGCCCACACGGACGACCUGACCGGCAAGGCGACCUGGUACCGAGUGCCCCAAAUCGUCAAUCGCUUUGACUUGAAUACCACAAUAACCUCCGCCGCGAACCCCCUGGGGGGUCUGGUGUUCAUUUUGGUUCCCGUGGGAGCUACCCUGGGAAGUGUGCAGAUUACCAUCGGGGGUGCCAUUCGGGCGCCGUACUUCCGUCUGAAUGUAACUCAGCUGAACGAUUGGAACAGCACCAUCCGGAAUUACCCGGCGCCUUGGGCCGAGCUGGACAGUGGGAAGUUCGUGCUCAUGCUGCCCUCCAGGGUUAUUCGUAACAUCACCAACCCAGUUCCGUUGCUGGAGCACUGGAAUCUGGUCAUGAACCACAUGGCGAGCCUUGCCAACAUAACCAGCGCUCGAGCACGGGAGGAGCGCUUCCUGGUGGAUGCGGACAUCAGCGCUGGUUGGAUGCACUCGGGCUACCCUAUCAUGGCAGCUGACAUGUAUGUAUGUAUGUACAUACAUGUAUGGAUGCAUGUGCAGGCUAAGGGCGCAUGGGGCCCCUACCACGAGCUGGGGCACAACCACCAAUGGAGCGAGAUGCAGUUCUCCGGAACCACCGAGAGCUUUGUCAACCUCUUCACCGUGUAUGUGCUGGAGAGGACUGGUGUGCCCCCAACGGCCUGGGCCAACUGGGACAACGUUUCACCGACGGGGCGUGCCGCACUUCGCGCCAAGUAUUUCGCCGAUGGUGCUAACUGGGCGCGAGACUGGAACGUAUGGGUAGCUCUGGAUAGCUACCUGUCGCUGAAGGAGGAAUUUGGCUGGAUCUUCUACCGCAGGCUGUACAUUGCCUACCAACAGAUGCCCCUACCGCUUCCGGCCGAUAACGUGCAGACCUGGAUACAGACGAGCAGCAAAUUGGCUGGUGUCAAUCUAGUCCCGUUCUAUCAGAAGUGGAAUUUCACUGUGACCCAGGACACCAUCAAUGCUGUGGCCUCUCUGCCAACUUGGACGAGCAACCCCUUCAAUGAACAAGGAUAUAAUUGAUCCAAAAUAGCUAUUGCAGCAUAUAAUGAUGCUAACCAGCAGGGAAUGAAUACGUGUCUUCUUUCGGUGGACAUACAUGCGCGAAUUUACACGUGCAGAUGUGGAUACAAUUCGCGAGACGCAGCCAACAUAUAUAGCUAGGUCAACAUGUAUACGCAGCGCCGUAAACGCUGCGUCGCGACCUGUUCCCAAGCUUCUUGCAUUCCAUCGAGCGACACAAGCUUGCUGGCCGCGGGCUUCAUUCCUCUUACAAACCAUGGUUUCAUUGUAUACGACGCGUACCCCCUCCCCCCGCCAGCCAGUAGUCGUUCAUGGUGAAAACCUAAAAGUAUGUAUGCGCUGCAGUAGCGGGCCCGAACUGCUGAAUAUUGUACGAGGGAAGCUAGGUCUGAAUUUGCCUCCGUUUCGUACAUGUGAUUGUGCAGUACUAAUAGCACGUGGUAACGAACCAACCAACCAUCAGCAAAAGGAUGACGUUGGCCGAACUUUCCAGCGGCUGAUGAUGCGUAACAAAUCAUCAUGACUCGCACUGGUACCCAUUUGUUUGGCCACGUAUGGUUUUAUGUAUUAUUAGUUGUGCGUGCACACGCGUUUAAAGACCAGCUUAGCCUCCGUGGCCCCCGGCAACUUGGGAGGCAACUUUGCACCCAUCCAAAUACGCCGUAUUUUACGUAGCAGUAGUACACGGCGUCAUCAUCACGGCCGCGCCUCAUCACACUGUGGGUGCGUGGGGUUGUCGAAUGGGGGGUAGUAUACCAGUAUAUUCAUGUACUGCUUGCUGAACACAUCCCGUGGAUACCACCCCUCUUCUUCCCAUUGGCCGAUUGGGAAACUUGGGGCGCUGAUGGUCACUAGUAGAGCUAUAUACCUCUUGCUUGCUAUACGUGAAUUAGAUCUUUAUAUCGAGAAUUAGGUAUAGCUAGCUCUGAUUGCGACCACGUGGCCGUGGACGAUAAUGCGAUCGAUGCAGCGGCGAGCAGUGUGGCGAUUGGAUUGUUAUCGAGUCAUCGAGCUCGAGUGGUGAACCUGGUUCUCGGAUUGCAGCAGGAGGCAGUUGUUCUGAAUCGUGGACUCCUUGGAUAGGGGUUUUCCUCAAUAUAUGUAUGUAAGUAUGUAUGUGUGUGCGUAUGAUGCGUAGCUGGUACAGUGACCAGGUGGUGGUGGCUGCGGCAGGUGGUGAGUAGGCGGUGGCACGGGCAUUCACCGCGAGCGGUGAGGCAGCCACAUACACCAUCUGCAUCGAUCUGCACGCAGCAACCCUGUGGAUGCACGGCUGGUCGGUGGACGAGAAUUUAAAACAUAUAGUAUACCUGUGUGAAUAAGGUUAAUUUUCCGGAUGAGGAAAAUAAAGUUGUUUGAUGAUACGGAUUUGACAAGAUGGGUUAUGUUGAUGUUGUUUGCUAGAUAAAGGAGAAAGCUGCCUUGCAACGAAAUAGGAGGAACGACAUGUAACUGACUGGAUGAUGGGCACGCUAGCUAUUGAGGAAUAGGGCGCGGGCUGGGACCAUCGGUUUGCAUUCAGCAGCGUGAUCCGCUGACAAACAGCCGUAAAAGUUGGCCUAGGGUAGGGGGCUGUAAGGCUCUGCAAGGGGAGUAUCCUCGGCCGCAAGUCGGCAGCUCGCGCACCAAUAAGUCGAUACGUAGACCCCGAACCGGCAGAAUUGUAAUAUUUGUUUGGUUUUCAAUAUCAAUUUCUCCAGGCUGUCUAAUCAGGUCCGAACUCGUGAAUCUGCCACGUGAUUUACAUAUCGGAAUAUG
Messenger RNA from Volvox carteri f. nagariensis, 3117 nucleotides. RefSeq lists its product as uncharacterized. Bases 1 to 1359 code for a protein of 452 amino acids. The transcript is spliced from 12 exons. NCBI's taxonomy places the organism in Eukaryota, Viridiplantae, Chlorophyta, Chlorophyceae, Chlamydomonadales, Volvocaceae. The record is from RefSeq and is a predicted model, not a curated record.